AUGAGAGAGGGCGUGACGGAGGAUGUGGGUAUGAGAGAGGACGAGACGGAGGAUGUGGGUAUGAGAGAGAGCGAGACGGAAGAUGUUGGUAUGAUAGAGAGCGAGACGGAAGAUGUGGGUAUGAGAGAGAGCGAGACGGAAGAUGUGGGUAUGAGAGAGAGCGAGACGGAAGAUGUUGGUAUGAGACUGAGCGAGACGGAAGAUGUUGGUAUGAGAGAGAGCGAGACGGAAGAUGUGGGUAUGAGAGAGAGCGAGACGGAAGAUGUUGGUUUUGAGAGAGAGCGAGACGGAAGAUGUUGGUAUGAGAGAGAGCGAGACGGAAGAUGUUGGUAUGAGAGAGAGCGAGACGGAAGAUGUUGGUAUGAGAGAGAGCGAGACGGAAGAUGUUGGUAUGAGAGAGAGCGAGACGGAAGAUGUGGGUAUGAGAGAGAGCGAGACGGAAGAUGUGGGUAUGAGAGAGGGCGAGACGAAGGAUGUGGGUAUGAGAGAGGGCGGGACGGAGGGUGUGGGUAUGAGAGGAGCCUAGACUUAGGAUGUGGGUGUGAGAGAGGGCGAGACGGAGGAUGUGGGUAUGAGAGAGGGCGAAACGGAGUAUGCGGGCAUGAGAGAGAGCGAGACGGAGGAUGUGGGUAUGAGAGAGGGCGACUCUAUACAUCUACAAGGUGCUGA
This is a messenger RNA of Haliotis rufescens (red abalone), 669 nucleotides long. Its product is annotated as keratin-associated protein 5-4-like. The coding region runs from base 1 to 669 and encodes 222 amino acids. The record is from RefSeq and is a predicted model, not a curated record. The transcript has a single exon. NCBI's taxonomy places the organism in Eukaryota, Metazoa, Mollusca, Gastropoda, Lepetellida, Haliotidae.